UAAAUAAAUCACACUCCCCGUGUGUGUUCUUUUUCCCUGAUUCAAUUUCAAUCUCUAUAUCUAAUAUCUAUAUAUAUAUUUAUAAAAACAAUAAUAAUUGUAAUGAUGCAUGCGAUAAACGCAGUGCAAAUAAUAAGAAUGUUGACAAGUAGCAGUAGUAAUUCGAUGAUGCUAGAAGCUGAGAUUGAAUUCGGAUCGGCGUUGUUUUACGUAUACGUCGGAAUAUCGUGUUUUUUAGUUAUUUUCGCCGGAAUUAUGUCGGGACUUACUCUAGGAUUAAUGUCUUUAGGCCUUGUCGAACUCGAAAUCCUUCAACGUAGUGGCACUCCUACUGAAAAAAAACAAGCAGCUGUCAUAUUUCCUGUGGUUCAGAAACAGCAUCAACUUCUUGUAACAUUGCUUCUAUGCAAUGCAGCUGCGAUGGAGGCGCUGCCAAUAUACUUGGAUAAGAUUUUCAAUCAAGUUGUUGCAAUAGUACUUUCUGUAACUUUUGUCUUGUUUUUUGGAGAAGUGAUUCCUCAAGCAGUAUGUACCAGAUAUGGACUAGCUAUAGGUUCUAGUUUCAUUUGGCUUGUAAAGGUUCUGAUGAUAAUUUGCUAUCCAAUUGCUUAUCCUAUUGGCAAGAUGCUUGAUUUGGUACUUGGACAUAAUGAUGCUUUAUUUAGACGAGCUCAGUUGAAAGCCCUUGUAUCUAUCCAUGGCCAGGAGGCUGGUAAAGGAGGUGAGCUCACUCAUGACGAGACAACAAUUAUCAGUGGAGCACUUGAUUUAACUGAAAAGACUGCAGAGGAGGCCAUGACACCAAUUGAGUCAACUUUUUCCUUGGAUGUCAAUUCAAAGUUAGAUUGGGAAGCAAUGGGAAAGAUACUUGCAAGAGGUCAUAGCAGAGUUCCUGUGUAUUCAGGAAACCCAAGAAAUGUUAUUGGACUUCUAUUGGUGAAAAGUCUUCUUACUGUACGAGCAGAAACAGAGACCCCAGUAAGUGCAGUGUCUAUUAGAAGAAUUCCAAGGGUUCCAGCUGACAUGCCUCUAUAUGACAUACUAAAUGAGUUCCAAAAAGGAAGCAGUCAUAUGGCAGCUGUAGUCAAAACUAAAGGGAAAGGUAGAAAGCCUCCUGCACUUGAAGAAGAACCAAAUCAAGAAACAAUUAGCAUACGGUAUUCUCAAUCUGCAACUCCACAGCCAUCGAAGGAGGGCGAAAAGGGAGAUAGUGUAACAAUUGACGUGGAUACGUCUGCUAGAUUCACACAUACAUUCUCCAUGCAACGCGAUGCCGCAACAAAUGGAGCGCCUUAUUCAACCGAGGACAUUGAAGAAGGUGAAGUGAUUGGUAUUAUCACGUUAGAAGAUGUAUUUGAGGAACUUCUCCAGGAAGAGAUUGUAGAUGAGACUGAUGAAUAUGUUGAUGUUCACAAGAGGAUACGUGUCGCAGCAGCCGCAGCUGCUUCAUCUGUAGCCCGUGCUCCCUCGGUACGGAGAUUAACUUCUAUUGCUCAGGGAGGCCAAAAUAAGCAAGCUCAAACUCCAAAGAAACCUGGUGAUGAUGAUUCUACUUCAAAGUUGCAGAGAGCCCUUGCUGAGCCUUUACUUAAAAAGGACACAUAAAACAUAUAUUUGAGCUUGAUUUUGUAAGCUGAAGUUUGAUGAUCAGUUUUUCAAGCAGAGAGUUAUGCGUAUAGCCAGCCAAUCACAAAAAUAUAAAUAAGGGUGGGUUGUGCAUUCAGAUCACAGCAUACAUGCAGGUAUUUAUUGAUUUUUUUUUCUUUGUUGUAUGAAGUUAAGGUCACAUAUUGUAAAGCUUGUAACACAUGGAAAUAGCAGUAACAGGAAUUCUUAGACCUU
This is a messenger RNA of Erigeron canadensis, 1842 nucleotides long. Its product is annotated as DUF21 domain-containing protein At4g14240-like. Gene Ontology annotation, cellular component: intracellular membrane-bounded organelle. Gene Ontology annotation, biological process: magnesium ion homeostasis. NCBI's taxonomy places the organism in Eukaryota, Viridiplantae, Streptophyta, Magnoliopsida, Asterales, Asteraceae. The record is from RefSeq and is a predicted model, not a curated record. The transcript is spliced from 12 exons. The coding region runs from base 103 to 1605 and encodes 500 amino acids.